AUUACAGGUGUGAGUAUGUACGGUAACAUCACAUACCUGGCUGAAAAUGGAGGAAUAUUACAGGAAUAGAGUCAAACGAAUCGAAAGUAGGCACUCGUUGGAUCGGCACACGGUGGCGGUGGAAGCGGCGAUCGCGUCGAAUUCGGCGAGUCGCCGAGGCCGUUGGAGCCGCCCGCUCGUUAAUUUUCGGCGUGGGCGGGGCUUUGAUUUCAAACAGGUUCUGCUCACUCGGAGCUCCCGCAGGUGUCACCUUUCACUCAUUUGCAUACGUCUCCACCCACCUCGGUGUGCACCCUGACAUCAUAUGAGCACUUUGUCUUUUGUUGGCACGCGGCGGAUAAAUCGAACUUUUCAGAAGUUCCUUUAUUAUUAUUUUAUUUUAUUUUUUUAUUUUGUAUUUUUCGCCUGUCAGUCAAAUCCCCUGGUCCCCCCCCCUUGCAAGAGUAUUAUUAGGUCUAAGGUGAAACGUCCUGCGUGCCAACCUCACCGGCGUCCAAUCGGAGCCCCCCUCCCACACCUUGGAGUCCACGAAUAUAGGAUUUCCCACCUUGAAGAAUGACAAAGAGUCCAUUCUAGCAGCUCCAAACCGCCUGCCUGUGACGCAGUGACAACCGGAAAGAUGGAGUCCUUAUCUCAGCUCUCCUCGCUAAAAGGAGGCGAGUUCAAGCCAGAGGAUUACGUGACUCCACACUACAAGGAAUCGUACCGCCUGGCUAUCGAUGCGUUGCUGGACUUCGGCAGACAAGGGUAUGUGGAGUUCAUCACCAAGGAGAGGCUUUGUGACUUCCUGGCAGAGGAAGAACUGGAGUUCAUAGAAGAGAAUGCCAGGAGACCACCGCCUCUACCCCCAAAUGAUGACAUCGACAUCUACCUGGAUGACACCUCCUCAACCGGGACGUAUUGGCCUGUCGAUUCUGACGUAGAAACCCCAGACCUGGACCUUGGCUGGCCAAUCUUUUCACCAGAUUUGGCAAACAGGACCAACAUAGACUUGUAUUUCCAUCCACCGCGGCAGAACUGCCCAACGAUAAAAGAAGUCAUCAGAAAACUGAUCCAGGAGUCGAAAAAGGUCAUCGCGAUCGUUAUGGACAUCUUCACUGAUGUGGACAUCUUCAAGGAGCUCGUGGACGCAUCGAUCCGAGGAGUUCCCGUCUACAUCCUUCUUGACAAUUUUCAGUUUAAGAGUUUCCUGCUCAUGGCUGAGAAGCAAGGCAUUCACAUUCAGAGAUUGCGGAACAUAAGAGUGAGGACAGUGAAAGGACAAGAAUAUCUCGGCCGAUCAGGAGCCAAAUUUCACGGGGCCAUGGAGCAGAAGUUCUUGUUGGUGGACUGCCAGACUGUGGUCUACGGCUCAUAUAGCUUCAUGUGGUCUUUUGAGAAGAUUAACCUCAGCAUGGUGCAAGUAAUCACCGGGCAGCUGGUGGAAUCCUACGAUGAAGAAUUCAGAACUCUGUUUGCUCGGUCCGCUAUCCCAGAAGCCUUUGCACCGGAGUACAGUGUCGUGGAGCACCGGCCCCAGCGGUGGCAGAACGGGACCGACUCGGUGGCAUCUUAUGUAUCCCAUUCGAGUCAGAUGUUUGAGCGAAGAGAUAAACUGAGACACACACUGGACACGGUGUACAUGAAAGCGUGCGGGAGGUCAUACAACAUACCGCAAAAUGUGGGCGAUCUCGACAACGAUUAUAAAAGGAACUUUGGAUACAGGCCCAUCGUUCCUCCGGGCCCCAUUAUUCAAAACCGAAUCCAGCAAUUUCAGUCGCCCGAUUCAAGUACCUACUGGAAAAGACACAGCUACGCCGGGGAGAAACCAGAAACGUCCUCCUAUCUGAUCAACAACCGGGGGACCAAUCCCAUGUCGAGCAACUGGAAUCUUUUAGGAGAGGUGGACAACUAUGGUGUGCCGAUGCGAAACGAUUUCGCUUCCAAAUACAACGAAGUUCCUGGCGAACAACUUUACCAAAGCAGGUACCUCAAGCCAUACAACACAAACCUAAAGAUGCGGAAGUCGUUUCACGGAACGGACAACACCGUCCGAACCUUGAAGCAGAAAAUGCCAACGCUGGAGCACACGACCAAGUCAUUCUUGCGCUCCUGGAGGAUAGAGUCAUAUCUUAACAAUUCCGAUUUUCCUUAUGAGGACUCCAGCGAGUAUAUGGAUUAUCCGAUGGUCCAGCACGAGAACGUGGAUGGGGCUGAAAACAAGAUGAAUCCUUUCUACCCGGCGUCCCGCCUGAGGUCGUCACUUGUGUACAAGUCGGCGAUUCCAGAGCAACCCGAAUCAAAGAGUUUCACCACCGACUCGUCGUCUUCGACUAUCAUUCGCACUCAGGAUGUUCCGACCAACACCUCGGCGAAUGUUUAUUACUCUGCCAUUCACCGAAACCCGGCCACGGGACCCGAAAGUCGAUUGAGACAAGACGAGAGUUUUAUGGCCAAAAGACGAAGCUGGCAGUUGCACGAAGAUCAGACGGCCAACGUGAAUUACCCGACCAAUAAGGAAGCGUUUACCCCCCUGUAUACGUCUUUUAGCAAAACUUCGGUUAAGAAGGUCGAGAACUUACAUCCAGAUGACAGCUAUGCUUAUAAACGCCACAGUAUAAAUGAGCUUAACGCAGAUAACAGUGUUAAUAAAGACGCUCCGACGUACGUGUACAGCACACUCGGAAGACGGGAGAAGUACGGAAUGAAUCCGGUCGAAAAUUAUCCUGCCAACGCACCUGGCAUUCAUGCUCUGGAUGGCCAACGGUCAACGUCGGAAUUCAAUAUCAAGAAGGAAACCGAGAACACGACAUUAAUGACUUCCAACUGGCAAAACCCUCCUCUAAGAACCGUAUCGGUCUCCUCGCUUGCUGAAAGCCGAGGGCACGGAAACACCAAGCAGUGGACUUCGGUAAAAGAGAGCAAAGUCGUCGAGGGCUCCCCGAAGUUCCUUAAAAAGAGCACCCAAAAAAUCAAGUCCCUGCUCAACAUAUCCGACCGGAAGGACAAUUCCUCCAGAAGCAAAAGCAGCUCCAAAAUAAGCAACAGCACGGAUACCCUGGGGUCCGACGACGAGGAGGUGAAGACAGCGGCGUCUCAGGGAACGCUGUCCAGCAGAACCGGUUCAAUCCGGUCGAUAGACAGCUCGAAACACGGGAGAAGCAAUCCCAAGAUGCAGCUGAAAGAAAACCACUUCGCCGAGAACGUGGGGAACUCGUCCGCGCCGCGCUUCAGCACCGAAGAGCUCAGCUAUCAGGGCAACCAGAAGAAGGACUCCGCCAUGUCGGGGGCGUCCUCCUCCACGGUGAUCUCUGCAAAUUCAAGCAGCGCCCAGCUUGGGGGCGCAAGGGUGGCUCCAGAUGGCCUUUCCAGGAAUCGGCUGAGCGACAAACGGGUCUACAGCCGCUUUGAGCCCUUCUGCAAAUUCGAGAAGGAAGCUAACAAGGCCGUGGUCUCGGAAACGCAGAGCAACACGAGCUCCUUCGAGAAGACGAGGAGGUUCUUCAACCAGCCGAUGGCCGCCAGCUCGUCCUUCGUGCAGCAUAACUCGCCAGUCUACCCGCUCUAUUCCGGCAAUGAUAACAAAUUUGGGAGGCUCAUGCAGAAAUUUGUGGGGAAUUUGAUCCAUAAAAAUAAAUGAGGGCGUCCUUCUGGAAAGACCUCGGCACUGUUUCUCAGUUGCGUUUCGUUAACUCUAUGCACACAGAAAAGUAUUGGUUAGUAGGGAAUCGCCAGGUGCUGGAACAAAUAUGAACUGUCACUUUUACCUUAAAUGUAUUUAAUUGGAGUGUUUCUGAAUUGGCCGCCCGCCUC
Messenger RNA from Erpetoichthys calabaricus (reedfish), 3792 nucleotides. It is a transcript of the gene sack1b, whose product is annotated as family with sequence similarity 83 member B. Gene Ontology annotation, biological process: epidermal growth factor receptor signaling pathway. The transcript has 5 exons. The record is from RefSeq and is a predicted model, not a curated record. NCBI's taxonomy places the organism in Eukaryota, Metazoa, Chordata, Cladistia, Polypteriformes, Polypteridae. Gene Ontology annotation, cellular component: cytoplasm; membrane. The coding region runs from base 620 to 3619 and encodes 999 amino acids.